Molecule: messenger RNA, 2712 nt
Organism: Periophthalmus magnuspinnatus
Lineage: Eukaryota; Metazoa; Chordata; Actinopteri; Gobiiformes; Gobiidae
Gene: ranbp3b
Product: RAN binding protein 3b
Exons: 17
Coding region: 81-1616 (511 amino acids)
Biological process (GO): protein export from nucleus
Cellular component (GO): nuclear pore; cytoplasm
Molecular function (GO): GTPase activator activity
Source: RefSeq, a predicted model, not a curated record
UGCCGCUGAAAACAGUGUACUCCUCCGGCUGCAUUAUCUGACUGCGCGGUGGGUUGUGGGUGUGUGAGCGUCGAAGUAAAAUGGCGGACUUGGCAAACGAAGACAAGCCUGCCAUAGCACCUCCUGUGUUUGUGUUUCAAAAAGACAAAACGGCACAGAAGCGAUCAGCAGAUGGCUCCAGUGCAGAAGAUGGAGAAGACUCGGACAAAGAUGAAGGAAACUAUUGCCCUCCGGUGAAAAGGGAGAGGACCUCUUCGUUCCCGCCUCCACACUCUGUUUCCAAGAACAAUGUAUUCAUGCCCUCGAGUUUCAGCCAGUCCCCGACCGGCAACUCUGACUCUGAGCCAGAGGAGAAGCCAACAGGAUUCAGACUGAAACCACCAACCCUCAUACACGGACAAGCCCCCAGUUCAGGCGUCCCGAGUCAGAAACCCAAGGAGCAGCAGCGUAGUGUGCUCCGCCCUGCAGUCCUCCAGGCCCCGCCCUCCAAAUCACACAUAGACUCAAAUUCCAGUUGUGGAACGAACGGAGUAAAAAAGUCUGAGGAGGCGUCAGCGACAUCUCUCUUCCUGAACAACACAGAGCACUUAGGUGGCCAGACCAAGUCACUGAAACAUGAAAACGAGGAAGACGGAGCAAGUAGUAACAAAGAGGGAGGUGGAGCCGAAAAGAGCUCAGAUGUAGCAAUAUCUUUUGUGUUCGGUCAAAAUAUCAAAGACAGAGCUAAGCUCGAAGAAAACAAUACAGAUGACAAGUCAAAGGAUAGUGCUUCAUCGGACUCUCAAUCGGAGACCACUAAUUAUUUUUUACAGUACAUCUCUACCCCAAGUUCAAAAAACGCAGCAAACAGUACAGACGGUGGUGCAAAAUUUGUUUUUGGGCAGAACAUGUCCGAUCGAGUUUUGAGUCCACCAAAAGGAGAGUUGGCAGCUGAAGAGACGAAAGAGGCCCCAGAUGCUUCGCCCUCAUCACAGGAAAACACGCCAGAGAAGGCGAACAACGCAUCGGAGUCGUUGGAGGAAUCCGCAGCAGCAUACACCAAAGCCACAGCCAAGAAGUGCGUCUUAGAGAAAGUGGAGGUCAAGACCGGAGAGGAAUCAGAAAGCAAUGUUUUACAGAUGCAGUGCAAGUUAUACGUGUUUGAGAAGACAGCUCAGACAUGGAUAGAGCGAGGGCGAGGGUUACUGCGGCUCAACGACAUGGCAUCAACAGAAGAUGGGGCAUUACAGUCACGUCUCGUGAUGAGGACACAGGGCAGUCUGCGACUCAUCCUGAACACAAAGCUGUGGGCACAGAUGCAGGUGGACAAGGCCAGUGAGAAGAGCGUCCGAAUCACUGCCAUGGACACAGAGGACCAGGGAGUCAAGGUCUUCCUAAUAUCGGGCAGCUCUAAAGACAUCGGUCAGCUGGCGGCGGCACUGCAUCACCGAAUCCUGGCUCUUAAGAGCAAAGCGGAGCAGGAGCCUGAGGUCCCGGCUGUGACUGUCCCAGAGCCAGAUAUCCCCCAAUCCAACGAGGAAGACAGCGAUGAGGAAGAGUCCGCCAACGCAACAGCCUCCACCACAGCAAACAGUACUUCAGAGGGCACGGAGGGCCAGGCGGCGGGGAGCACAUAGCACCUCUCUGGGACAGCCUGUAACUGCUGCUGAGGAGGCAUUUUACUGUUGGCAUCUCCAUGGACACCCCUUUGACCAACAUGGGUCCCACAGACCAGUACUUUUGGAUAUUAGAAAACUAGCUCCAGGAAUAACCCCUUUGUGCCGGAGUGUCUCACCCAACUUUGUGCAGUCCAUCUUUUCUGCGUAACCUCUGGAGUCGUCUCUUCCCUCCCAACUGUUUCUGUUAUUUUUUUAUUUUUAUUUUUUUCGUUUGGUUUUCCCGCUCUUUUCCUCCUCCUCUUCCCCAAUAGCAAAAAUAAAGACUUCAAAGCUUUGGUUUGGGACUUUUCUGCUCAUCAUAUUGAUGAGUGUAAGGGUGUUUCCUCUACAUUUUAAAGUAUGGCACAUGUUAAAGACUGCAGUUUCUACUUUGGGACCUUUUUACUCAUUUGCCCGGAGCCUCUGGAGUCACCGUCCAGAGAAGUUAUCAUUGUAUUCGACUAGUCCUCAGUCCACUGUACCCCGCCCGUGCCCACCCUCUGUGCGUUUAGGUUUAAUGGCAAAUGUAACUUAUUUUUGCCUGUCAUUUAUUCAUCGAGGCGUCAAAACAUAUGUGCUGUUUCUAAUGGCUAUAGCCGAGACCACUCAAGUUGUCAUUAAUAGCAGUUUCUUAUAUUUCCUAUUGACCUAUAUUAUAGUGAAUAAAAGACUGAGACAAUGCAGUUCUAAUGUGAGUUUAUGAGAACAAAAGGGCAGAGGGUCACCUCCAAUUUUCUCUAAAUUAAUGUUUGUCAAUCUUUUUUUUUACUUUUUUUUUUUUUUUUUUUACUUUUUUUUAUCAAGAAAUAACUCAUCAGUCUCCAUUCUGCAUGUAACUUUCUUUUCAGGGUUUAUUGUGUUCAUGCAUAUUUUUAUUUGAUUUAUAAAAUCUUUUGUCCAUUUAGAAUUGGUAAAAUGUGUUGGAAAUGAAGGCUUGACUUCAUGUGUGGAUAAUUUGAGUGAAAACUGUAACCCCCUCUGAAUCAUGUACAUUUGAAUAUAUCAUUUAAUAGAGCACCAUGUUUUCUCAUCUCCCUCCGCUGCCCCCCUUUACAAAAUAAACCAUUUCGACUCA